AUGCUGCGGCCAGCAACGCCGCUAGCGAUAUUGCUGUUCAUAGCAUUCGCCUUGUUGCUCAUCUCUGUUCUCUCUACGCCAAUCAUCAAGGCUAUCCCUCUUGGUGUCUACAAACCCGAUGAUGGCGUUGUCAACUUUGGAGUCUUUGGGUACUGUAAAGGAAAUGACUGUAGUCCAAUCGAGAUAGGUUAUGACACCUCAAUCUUGGCUCCUCAGGACCGUACUCAGUCUGACGACUUCGAUCUCGACACCAAAACCCGUUCUACGUUGUCCGCUAUUCUCAUAGUUCAUCCCGUGGCUGCGUUGUUUACGCUCAUCAUGUUCAUCAUGGCAGUAGUGGCUCAUUUGCAUUCACCUUCUCAUUCGUCGCGCUACCUGUGCGGCCUUUUCAUUUUCGGAAUUCUCACCUUUCUUGUCUGUCUCCUAGCCUUUCUCAUUGACGUCCUUCUAUUCGUACCCCAUUUGGCAUGGGGAUCUUGGUUGGUACUUGCCGCUACGAUUUUGGUUUUCUUGAGUUUUAUUGUGUCUUGUGCUAUGCGCCGCACUCUCGUUGGUAGGAAAGCGCGCAAGAAGCGGAUUGCGGAGAAUGCUGAGAUGAGUGGUGAAAACUAUUAUAAUCGCCAGGCCCAGCAAGAAGCCACCUCUGCUGCUGGUUCCAGUUUUCAGCCUACUGUUCCAAGCGUUAGCGGAGCCAACGGGCCUGCUGAUGGGUUGCCUACCUUUGCAGCAUAUGAGAAAAGGGACGAUCGCAGCAGUGAUGAGAGAAUUCCGUUGACAGCUCAUACACCAUCUGAAAGGUCUCCAAACACUGCACCUAAUGAUACAAGCGUGUCAGAUCUUUCAAACACCCGCCGUUCAUUUUCCGGGUCAACGCCAGCGUUACCGACCGACCAGUAUGGGAAUGGAUUAGCGCCGGCUCCUGCUCCCGAUGCAUGGGGCAUGCGAAGAGGACCUUCGAUGGAGCGCAUGGAUGGUAGAGGACGUGGUGGUUAUAGGGGAAGAGGCGGUAACGGAAGAGGAGCAUAUGGUGGCGGCUAUGGCCCCCCACCGCCGAAUGGAAGAGGCGGGUAUGGUGGUCCACCAGGUGGAAGAGGGGCAUACGGUCCUCCCGGCCGUGGCGGAUAUGGACCAGGGCCGAAUGGAAGGGGUGGUUAUGGUCCGCGUGGAGCUUAUAGCGGUGGUAUGCGAAGUGGAAGAACACCACCACCUGGCUAUGCCGGCGGAGCGCCAUAUGAUGGGAGGAUGCCUCCCCUUCCCCCUCCCCCUCCCGGCGUUUAUGGGGCUUAUGGAUCUGCGCGACAAGCAUCACCAGGGCCUGCUGGAGCGCCAUAUGACGACAAUCCCUCAAUGCCUAGUGUAUCUACGGGUGUCACAAACACAGGUGGCUAUCAGCCUUACCGCCCAGAUAACGCCGAUGAUUUACCACGUGCUGAAUCACCGCCACCUCUGCCCAAUUCCGACCUCACAACAAUAGGACCUGUGGGUCAAGCUGUAGAAAUGGACGCUAGAACUGGUAGCCCUGCUCACCCGCCGACGGGAUUUGGUCAAUUUGACAACCGCAUAAGAGAUAGCGACACUGAUGUUGCUGGUAUGCUCGCUUUGCAGGAGGCUAGAACAUCGACAGCUCAACGACAUGAUACUGUCAUGAGUGACGCGAGCAAAUAUAGUCAAGACGAGGGGUAUGUCCCUCCACGACAGGCUUGGAAUCAAGGGCCCGGUCGCGGUUCCCCAGGCGUUCCAUCUCCUCUCCGGGUACCACCACCCCCUCAAGAGGCCAAUGGUGAGACCAAGUCACCUGCGCCAGCGAAUGGAGGUUAUUACGAGGAUAUAGAUCCACGCUUCGCUGAGCCGCCCUCAAGAGUUCAACAGCCCAUACAAGAGGGACCUACGAAUUUGGAAGAUCCUCAUCUUGCUGCCGGUGCACGGAGCCCUACAAUAUCUGAGCGAUCGGGAUUCACUUCGGUCUCGCAACGAGGCGUAAACCCUCGUUGGAACCCUCCUCCCGGGCAAGUUUACAGCCAGCAAAUCCCUCCACGAAGACCAGUCAAUCGCAAUGACGUUAAUAUUCUCAACAAUAACCCAGAUUUCCAACUGCCGGGCCGCCGCGGUGGGUCACGCAGCCCCGCCAGAGGAGCUGUUGGAGCAGGCAUGAUACCUGGGAGUGCUUAUCCAGCCGUAUAA
This is a messenger RNA of Xylaria bambusicola, 2181 nucleotides long. Its product is annotated as pali-domain-containing protein. Lineage: Eukaryota; Fungi; Ascomycota; Sordariomycetes; Xylariales; Xylariaceae. Gene Ontology annotation, cellular component: growing cell tip; cell division site; plasma membrane. The coding region runs from base 1 to 2181 and encodes 726 amino acids. The record is from RefSeq and is a predicted model, not a curated record. The transcript is spliced from 3 exons.